CUUCAGUCUCAGCCGCUCCUGUACCAGGGAACCACCAUGUCUUUCGGUCCAAUUAACAACCCUCCUGUUCCCUUUACAUUGCCACUAUCCCACGGUCUCCAAGAUGGGUUUAUGCUGGUCAUCAGUGGAGUUGUCACUGCUUCAGGAGACAGGUUUAAUAUAAACUUUCAGUGUGGUCAGUCUUCGAACGAUGAUGUUGCCUUUCAUUUCAACCCCCGUUUCAUUGAUGGCGGAAUUGUUGUGUGCAACACCAAAGAAAGUCAGAGCUGGGGGAGGGAGGAAAACAAACGGGAAAUGCCUUUUCACAGACAUCAGCCUUUUGAGAUCCGGAUCCUUGUUACUAACCACAGUUACAAAGUUUCUGUGAACAGGAAUCACUUUGUGGAAUACCAUCACCGAAUCCCAAUACAAAGGGUCAAUACAAUGACCAUAGGUGGAUGCAUUACCUUAACAUGUGUCCAUGUAGAAUCGCAAGGGGGUGGCUUCCCCUCUCAACAGUUCCCUGGUGCACCAAUGUUCAGUCCCCAGCAGCCUGGAUAUGCUCCUCAAGCAUUCCCACCUGGAGUUGCAUUCAAUCCCCAGCAGCCUGGAUAUGCUCCUCAAGCAUUCCCACCUGGAGUUGCAUUCAAUCCACAGUUUUCUUCUGCUCCAUUUCAGCCACAAGCUUAUGAAAUCCCAUACCAAACUAAUAUCUACGGAGGUCUGUUUCCUUCCAAGACGAUUGUCAUCACAGGAACGGUUACUGCAAACCCAAAAAGGUUUCAUAUAAACCUCAAAUUCCAUGGUGGAACAGCAUUACACUUUAACCCGAGGUUUGAUGAAUGCGCAAUUGUACGAAACAGUCACCUUAAUGGCAGCUGGGGCAAAGAAGAGCGCGAUCUACCAAGCGGGAUGUGCUUUGUGCCAGGACAAAGCUUUGUGAUUCAAAUUAGAUGUGAGCAACACGCCUUCAAGGUGAACAUGAAUGGAACCCAAAUAUGUGAAUUUCAUCACCGUGAGCACAACCUGCAGCAGAUAGACACCUUGGAGAUUGUUGGAGAUGUUGUCCUUCAAUAUGUACAAGUCUAGGAGUGGAUGUAUCAUAGCAUAUAUAUAUGACUUACAUAUCAUAUGAGCUUGCUUUGAACAGUAUAUGGUUGCUAUAGCUUAUUAGAACUGCAUCUUAUUUCAUUAUUUCAUUUCAGAAGUGUACAAGAAGGCACUGAUUAUUGGUUGAACUGAACAUUACUUUAUUUCUUAAACAGUAUGAAUGUGAGCCACCAUAUUGCUUCCAAUUAAAAGGUAGUUCACCUUGAUAUUAACUUAAAGUAUGAUGUAGGCAGUAAUAGUCUGAGACUAUUUGAAAUAGGAUAUUAUUUUCGUGCUUUUUUUUAUUAUUGAAAUUUGUAAAUCAGCUCUUCGUGCAGGAUUUAAAUGAGAAACAAGAAUAGAAUAGAAGAGGCUCUGAAUAGAAAUAUAAUUAAAUAGUAACAGCGCAAUAGCCUUUUUAUCCCACUUUGAAAGAAGCAAGAAGGGAGAUUAAAAAAGUAAACGAAGACCAAUUGGAAAGUUGCCAAGAAUAAGUCAUUCUUUAAAUAGGUAACAACCACUUUACAGCACCCACUAUUCAUGUUCACUAGGGGGCACAUUUACUAUGGGUCGAAUAUCGAGGGUUAAUUAACCCUCGAUAUUCGACCAUCGAAGUUAAAUCCUUUGACUUCGAAUAUCUGUGUAUAAGUGAUAUAGCAUCUCCUUCUCGCCCUACUUGAUAACAAGCCUUGUACAGUAUAUAAAUCUUUUAUAUAGUCUCUUUAAGUAAUAAACGUUUUUGAAAUGAAAACUCCUAAGCACAGAACAGGUGAAAAUUGAACACCUUAUUCUAUUAUCAGUUUUAUAUAUCUAUGUAUAGAUGUGUUCUGGAAGCCUGUUGUCUUUGGUUUUCAAAAUGCCUGAAUCACACUUAAUUAAAUAAUUUGCAUAUAGGUAACUUAGCUCACAAUAAAUCAGCAUUUUCAAAAAA
Messenger RNA from Xenopus laevis (African clawed frog), 1999 nucleotides. RefSeq names its product lectin, galactoside-binding, soluble, 9C S homeolog (gene lgals9c.S). The record is from RefSeq and is marked provisional. Gene Ontology annotation, molecular function: galactoside binding; carbohydrate binding. Gene Ontology annotation, biological process: negative regulation of CD4-positive, alpha-beta T cell proliferation; negative regulation of type II interferon production; positive regulation of gene expression. Gene Ontology annotation, cellular component: cytosol; nucleus. NCBI's taxonomy places the organism in Eukaryota, Metazoa, Chordata, Amphibia, Anura, Pipidae.